AAUUGAUGAAGUUCAAUACCCUAGACCCAUAAGAAAAAAGGAUGAGAACCACGCAACCAAUUCUCAAAAACUACAAGAAGAUUGUAACUGGGGAAAUUUUGCUAGAGGAGCCGUCUAUGCACUGCAGAGUAGGGGCAACUCUAUUACUCAGAUUAAUCCAUUGGAGUACCAUUGCUAUGGUUGCAUCCUUUGGGACAAUACUAAUAGGCAUCAUAGGGUACAUUAGUGGUUCUGAAGGUUUUGACAGUUCAGGACUUAGUUCUUCUGCUGCUGUUGGAGUUGCCUAUCUAUUGGCUUUGGAAAGUGCAAAUAGCUUAACUAUAUCUCCUACUGAAAACAUUGAAUAUGAUAGGCUGAUUGAAAAUGAAUAUUUUGGCCUGAGAAAUGGCAUACUGGAUCAGUCAGCAAUAUUGCUUUCAAGCCAUGGUUGCCUAAUGUGUAUGAACUGCAAGACUAAAGAACACAAGCUUAUAUGCCCAACGAAGUUGCAGAAAUCAUUCAAAAUACUAGUGGCAUUCUCAGGCCUUAGAAAUGCUUUGACCAAUAACCCUGGGUAUAAUCGUCGGGUUGCAGAGUGUCAAGAAGCUGCGACAUUUCUACUAAAAGCUUCUGGCAAUGACAAGAUGGAGCCUUUCCUAUGCAAUGUUGAACCAGAAGCAUACGAAAUGUACAAGGGAAAGUUAGAACCCAUACUAGCCAAAAGAGCAGGACAUUAUUUCUCGGAAAAUGCACGGGUUAUGAAAGGACUUGAAGCUUGGGCUUCUGGCAACUUAGAAGAAUUUGGGAAGCUCAUUUCAGCCUCUGGUUUAAGUUCUAUUCAGAACUAUGAAUGUGGUUGCGAGCCCUUGAUCCAACUAUACAAGAUUCUUCUGAGGGCUCCUGGCGUAUUUGGUGCACGGUUUAGUGGUGCUGGAUUUAGGGGAUGUUGUAUUGCAUUUGUUGAUGCUGACUUAGCAGCAGAAGCUGCUUCUUUUGUUAGGGAAGAAUAUCAAAAGGCUCAGCCUGAAUUGGCUGCUCAAAUCAACCCGAACUCAGAUGUAAUGAUAUGCGAAGGAGGUGACGCUGCUCGCUUGAUCUGAUUGAAGCAAUUCUUUCAGAAUCUUCUUCAUGGCUUUUGUAUGCAAGUUGAUUGUAAUCAAUAUAAGAAUACCGAAAAAACAUUCAAGGGAUAAGUACAAAUCAUUUGACUAUCAACCGAAACAUUCUUUUUAUACAUUGAAAUACUGUAUUCUUAUCCAUAUAUAACUCAUAUUCCAGUGUCCUAUGAUUGAUAGAUUGAGAUGGUUUUUCAUUUCUGAAAUAAGAUAUUGAUUCUUUCUGGGUUUACAA
Messenger RNA from Jatropha curcas, 1329 nucleotides. Lineage: Eukaryota; Viridiplantae; Streptophyta; Magnoliopsida; Malpighiales; Euphorbiaceae. The record is from RefSeq and is a predicted model, not a curated record.